Molecule: messenger RNA, 902 nt
Organism: Orycteropus afer afer
Lineage: Eukaryota; Metazoa; Chordata; Mammalia; Tubulidentata; Orycteropodidae
Gene: ASB14
Product: ankyrin repeat and SOCS box containing 14
Biological process (GO): intracellular signal transduction
Cellular component (GO): cytoplasm
Molecular function (GO): protein binding
Source: RefSeq, a predicted model, not a curated record
AAAUGUGCUUUGAAUUCUUUCUCAGAGCUCUGAAGAUUUUGGUUCCUGUUACGGAUUCUGCUGCCAUUAAGCAAAGUGGGAUUAGUCCACUUCACUGUGCAGCAGCAGGGGCACACCAUCAAUGCCUGGAACUUCUCAUCCAGGCUGGAUUUGAUGUGAAUUCCAUGCUAGAUCAGAUAAUAAGUAAACACUAUGACGAUCAAAGGAAAUCACCUUUGUAUUUUGCUGUAUCAAAUGGUGACCUCUCUUCAGUUAAGCUACUUCUGAAUGCUGGUGCUCUACCUAAUCAAGACCCAGUUAACUGCCUCCAGAUAGCCCUGCGGAUGGGCAACUAUGAACUGAUAAAUCUGCUGCUUCGACAUGGGGCCAAUGUUAAUUACUUCUGCCGAGUCAACCCUUUACAUUUCCCAUCAGCACUGCAAUACACCCUGAAAGAUGAAGUCAUGCUCAGGAUGCUGUUGAAUUAUGGGUAUGAUGCUGAGCGAUGUUUUGAUUGUCCUCAUGGAGACAAAGUUCAACCUAGACAUGUUUUUGAAGGCUGGACACCAGCAGUUAUCAAAGAUACUAUGUUCUGUGAAGUAAUAACUUUGUCUUGGCUGCAACAUCUUUCCGGAAAGGUUGUUCGUGUGAUGCUUGAUUAUGUCGAUCAAGUUCGGAUCUGUUCAAAGUUGAAAGCUGUGCUCCAAAAACAGGGGCUCUGGUCAGAAAUCAACCUUAUAUUAACAAACCCUCGCUCCCUAAAACAUUUGUGCCGCCUGAAGAUCCGGAAAUGUAUGGGACGUUUACACUUACGCUGCCCUGUCUUCAUGUCAUUUCUUCCGUUACCCAAUCGUCUAAAAGCGUAUGUCCUCUACAAAGAAUAUGACCUUUAUGAACAAGGAAUUUUCACAGGAACCUGGUAA